Chaetomium globosum CBS 148.51 is the source of this 2628-nucleotide messenger RNA. RefSeq lists its product as uncharacterized. The transcript is spliced from 2 exons. Gene Ontology annotation, molecular function: serine-type endopeptidase activity. Gene Ontology annotation, biological process: protein processing. NCBI's taxonomy places the organism in Eukaryota, Fungi, Ascomycota, Sordariomycetes, Sordariales, Chaetomiaceae. Gene Ontology annotation, cellular component: Golgi membrane; trans-Golgi network. The record is from RefSeq and is a predicted model, not a curated record. The coding region runs from base 1 to 2628 and encodes 875 amino acids.
AUGAAGAUCUGGUCAGGUGCGACGCUGCUGGGUUUCGCCGCCCUCGCAACAGCUUCACACGUUCUCCCGCGAAACUGGGAAGCAAACGACUACUAUGUCCUCCAUCUCGAUGCGAACACGUCACCUCACGAGGUAGCCAGGAGCCUGGGGCUCUCGCACGAGGGUCCGCUCGGUGAACUCCGGGACCACCACAUCUUCGCUACGAAACGGGCGGAUCACGACUUCGUCAAGCGAGAGCUGGCCUUAAGACGAAGGAAGCGGUCGGUGGGCGAGAGAGACGCUCUGGAUGGCGUUCUAUUCUCCGAGAAGCAGGCGCUUCGACAGCCCUGGGAGAAGCGCAUCAUUCCCGAACAACCAGGACCCCUGCCCCGUCCCUCGAGGGCUAUCGAUCAGCCGGUGGAAGCGGCCGUCAAAAAACAGACCGAACUGACUCGGAAGCUGGAGAUCAACGACCCUAUCUUCCAUAAACAGUGGCAUCUCUUUAAUACGAUACAGGUCGGCCACGAUGUCAAUGUCGCCGACGUGUGGCUCCAGGGCGUUACGGGAAGCAAUACCACGGUUGCCAUUGUCGACGACGGCCUAGACAUGUACAGCGAUGACCUCAAGGACAACUACUAUGCGCUGGGCUCCUACGACUUCAACGACAAGACGGACGAGCCGAAGCCCCGCUUGUCAGACGACAGGCACGGGACCCGGUGUGCCGGUGAGGUGUCGGCUGGUAGGAAUAACGCCUGUGGGCUAGGUGUGGCAUACGACUCCAAAAUUGCCGGCCUCCGAAUCCUGUCCAAAUUGAUCUCAGAUGCGGACGAAGCCGUAGCCAUGAACUACGACUUCCAGCAUAACCAGAUCUACUCUUGCUCAUGGGGACCGCCCGACGACGGAAAAAGCAUGGACGCGCCUGGGAUUCUCAUCCGCCGCGCCAUGUUGAAUGCUGUGCAGAACGGCCGCCAAGGUCUGGGCUCUAUCUACGUCUUCGCUAGCGGUAACGGGGCCCAGAAUGAAGACAACUGCAACUUCGACGGCUACACCAACAGCAUUUACAGCAUCACCGUUGGCGCCAUCGACAGGAAAGGCAUGCACCCGCCCUACUCUGAGAAGUGCUCCGCCGGGCUGGUCGUCACCUACUCGAGUGGCGGUGGCGACGCCAUCCAUACCACGGACGUGGGCCAGAAUACAUGCUCGAACAGUCACGGCGGCACUUCCGCGGCCGCCCCGCUUGCUGCUGGUAUUUUUGCCCUCGCUCUCCAGGUGCGCCCGGAUCUUUCCUGGCGGGACAUGCAGUAUCUCGCCAUGAACACCGCGGUCCCCGUCAACCUAGACACGGGCGAGUAUCAGGACACCACAAUCGGCAAAAAGUUUAGCCAUACCUUUGGAUACGGCAAGCUUGAUAGCUCUGCCAUUGUGGAAGCCGCCAGGACCUGGAAGAAGGUGAAGCCGCAGGCCUGGUUCUAUACUCCCUGGAUCCACGUCAACAAGCCGAUCCCCCAGGGCGAGGAGGGCAUUUCCGUCGAAUUCAAGGUGACCGAGGCCAUGCUCAAGGAGGCCAACUUCCAGCGUGUUGAACACAUCACUGUUACCAUGAACGUCGAGCACGGACGGCGUGGUGAUAUCAGCGUCGACCUCAUCAGCCCGAACAAGAUCGUCAGCCACCUGUCUGUGACACGCAAGAACGACGAAUCCACCGAAGGCUACGAUGACUGGACGUUCAUGAGCGUGGCUCACUGGGGUGAAUCCGGCGUCGGCACCUGGACCAUCAUCGUCAGGGACACCAUCGAGAACGUGCACAGCGGCAAGUUCGUCGACUGGCACAUGAAGCUCUGGGGCGAGACCCGCGACGCCUCCAAAGCCAAGGUCCUCCCCAUGCCCACCGAAGAAGACGACGACGACCACGCCAAAAUCCCCACCACCACCGUUGGCCAGCCCACCCACUCGGCAACCGACCCACCCAACCGCCCCGUCAACCCCAAACCCACGGGCACCAAGACGGGCGAAGCCACCUCCGCCUCGCCCUCCUCCUCCUCCGCCAACAAGACCUCCACCUGGCUGCCCUCCUUCUUGCCCACCUUCGGCGUGUCCGCCGCCACCCAGGCCUGGAUCUACGGCUCCCUCGUGCUGAUCGUCGUCUUCUGCGCCGGGCUCGGCGUCUACUUCUACCUCGCCCGCCGCCGCCGCCUGCGCAACAACCCGCGCAACGACUACGAGUUCGAACUGCUCGACGACGAAGAGGCUGAAGGCCUCGCCGGCGGCCACGGCGAGAAGGGCGUCGCGGGCGCGGCCGGUGCUGCUGCUGCUGCUGCGGGCGGGCGCGGACGCCGCGGUGGGCGCACGCGCGGCGGCGAGUUGUAUGAUGCGUUUGCGGGGGAGAGUGAUGAGGAUGGGGACGAUGACAGCGAUGAUUUUGGGGGCCGGGGAGGUGUCGGUGGUGGGCAGUACCGGGAUCGGAGCGGGUCGGGGUCGGAGGGCAGCGUGUCGCCCAUUCGGAUGAGCGAGAAGCUGCCGGGGCGGCGGGAUAGUGACGAGGAGGAGCCUCACCAGCAUGUCAUUGGGGAGAGUGAUGAGGAGGAUAGUGAUGAGGACGAGGAGAGCGAGGGCGAGCAGGCGAGGCCGUUGCAUGGUGGGAAUCGGUAG